This is a messenger RNA of Tarenaya hassleriana, 2461 nucleotides long. RefSeq names its product sulfate transporter 2.1-like. Gene Ontology annotation, molecular function: secondary active sulfate transmembrane transporter activity. The transcript is spliced from 11 exons. Lineage: Eukaryota; Viridiplantae; Streptophyta; Magnoliopsida; Brassicales; Cleomaceae. The record is from RefSeq and is a predicted model, not a curated record. Gene Ontology annotation, biological process: transmembrane transport. Gene Ontology annotation, cellular component: membrane. The coding region runs from base 68 to 2188 and encodes 706 amino acids.
AUCCACCCCUUUGAAUGCUCACUUCUCUUCGAGUUCCUCACACUCACACCUGAAAAAGAAAAACAAAAUGAAUCCCGAAGAGAGAGAUUCAGACAGAGAUUCUCUCUCCCAAGUUCUCCCAAACACUUCAAAAUCAGUUCAGAUUCAGAUGGCAAACCCUUCAGCCGGUCAAGAAGAUCCUGUUCUUGAUCUCGAAAAGAACACCACCACCACCACUACCACUACCACUACUGAUCACGGUGGUGCGAACGAGAGGUCUAAGUGGCUACUUGACUGUCCCGCGCCACCGAGCCCGUGGCUCGAGCUCAAGACCCAAGUCAGAAACACCUUUGUUCCUCGAGCCAAGCGGUUCAAGUCACUUCGCAACAAGCCGAUCCCUGAACGCGUCUUUUGUAUCCUCAAAGCGGUUUUCCCAAUCUUGGGUUGGUGCAGAAACUACAAAGCCUCCAUGUUCAAGAACGAUCUCAUGGCGGUUCUCACUCUCGCUAGCCUCUGCAUUCCUCAGAGCAUUGGUUAUGCAACUCUGGCGAAACUUGACCCUCAAUAUGGAUUAUAUUCGAGUGUGGUUCCGCCUCUGAUUUACGCGUUCAUGGGGACUUCAAGAGAGAUAGCUAUUGGACCAGUGGCUGUGGUUUCUCUCCUCAUAUCUUCCAUGCUGCAGAAACUAACCGACCCUGAAACUGAUCCCAUUGGUUACAGGAAACUGGUUUUAACAGCAACGUUUUUCGCUGGCGUUUUCCAAGCCUCUUUCGGAUUGUUCAGAUUAGGGUUUCUGGUGGAUUUCCUGUCACACGCGGCGAUUGUUGGGUUCAUGGCGGGAGCAGCCAUUGUUAUUGGACUUCAACAGCUAAAGGGUUUGCUCGGAAUCAGUAACUUCACCACCAAGACAGUAAAGAUCACCCCUCACUCUAUCAUCAUCAUCGUAGUUUCAACCAUCAGAAUCUCACCGCUCGUUUUUUUUUUUGUUUGUUUUUUAUUACAGUGGAGCCCCCACACCUUCAUCCUCGGAUGCUCCUUCCUUAUUUUCAUCCUACUCGCCCGCUUCAUCGGCAAGAAGAACAAGAAACUGUUCUGGAUACCGGCGAUUGCCCCACUGGUCUCUGUGAUCGUCGCAACGUUCAUGGUUUUCAUCACCAAAGCCGACGAGCAUGGCGUCAAGACCGUGAGGCACAUCAAAGGAGGCUUGAAUCCCAUCUCCAUGCACGAUCUUGAGUUCACCAAUCCACAUAUCGGAGAAGUCGCAAAGAUCGGAUUGAUCGUUGCUGUUGUUGCUCUUACUGAGGCAAUCGCGGUCGGGAGGUCGUUCGCUGGCAUAAAAGGGUACAGACUUGACGGCAACAAGGAAAUGGUCGCCAUUGGAUUUAUGAACGUCCUUGGCUCCUUCACUUCUUGCUACACUGCUACUGGAUCUUUCUCCCGGACGGCGGUGAACUUUGCGGCGGGGAGCGAGACGGCGAUGUCGAACAUAGUAAUGGCAGUGACGGUGUUAGUGGUGCUCCAAUGUCUGACGAGGCUUCUCUAUUACACUCCCAUCGCCAUUCUUGCUUCCGUCAUCCUCUCCGCUCUUCCCGGUCUCAUCGAUCUCAACGAGGCCUAUCGCAUUUGGAAACUCGAUAAAUUCGAUUUCCUCUCUUGCAUCGGAGCUUUCUUCGGCGUUUUGUUCGCGUCCGUCGAGAUUGGCCUCCUCGUCGCGGUGGCGAUCUCAUUUGCGAAGAUCAUUCUUGUUUCGAUCCGACCAGGGAUAGAGACGCUUGGGAGAAUGCCCGGGACAAAUAUCUUUGCCGAUACCGAUCAGUACCCUAUGGCAGUCAAGAUUCCUGGAGUGUUUAUUGUCCGUGUCAAAUCCGCAUUGUUGUGCUUUGCCAAUGCCAAUUUCAUAAGAGAAAGGUAUAUAUACAUACAUACACAUAGAAGAGGAGAAGAAGACAAGAAGGGCAAUAUGCAAAAGAACAUUCUCCUCGUAGCUCUUGACAUGUCAAAUUUGAUAAAUAUCGAUACUUCGGGGAUUGAGGCUUUGGUGGAACUCCAUAACAAUCUUACCAAAUACGGGGUUGAGCUGGCGAUCGUAAAUCCGAAAUGGGAAGUGAUUCACAAGCUGAGUCAAGCGAAGUUCGUGAGCAGAAUUGGCGGGAAAGUCUACGUGACCAUUGGGGAAGCCCUAGAUGCAUGCAUCGGGUUAAAAGUUUAAUUAGAAAUAAAUAAAUUAUAUAUAUGUAUUGUUAGUUUCGGUGUGUAAUGUAUGUGAACUUGGUAUUGCUUACCUUGCGAGCAUGAUGAUGUAUUGUAGCUAGGUGUAUCGUCAUGCGCAUGCCAUAUGGUACGUAACCUUAGGCAUGCUAAAUAAAAGCCAUGCACGCUAUUGUAACAAAGUUGGUGUUUGUAUUAUGUCACGACGUGUGUCAAGUUCGUGUUAUAAAUUUAUUAGUGUGGCCCUCUAAUAAACAAAAUGCUAUUUUAAUUA